Messenger RNA from Microthlaspi erraticum, 1374 nucleotides. The record is from the annotation of a GenBank genome assembly. NCBI's taxonomy places the organism in Eukaryota, Viridiplantae, Streptophyta, Magnoliopsida, Brassicales, Brassicaceae.
AUGAGGUCGUUAAACAGCUCGUCGAAACGGGAUGAGGCGCCACUGCGCGCUCAUGUCUUCCAGACUCUCGUUCCACCGAUGAGCUCGCCAAUGAGCAUCUUGAACAUUCCAGAUUCAAGCAAAUCGGAGAUAGGAUCUCAGCCAACAGAGCGACUUCCAUCUCCACCUCCAAAGCUAUCACGUAUCGAGCCAACUAUAUUUAGAUGGCCCGAAACUAUGGCUUCCAACUCAAGCUUGCAGGCGAUGUCUCAGCUUAAAAAUCAGUCCGAUGAAAUUUUGAGCUCGCAGCUCCCUGCAACAGCUCGAACUGUUGUGAACGGAAACUAUCAACAGUUUGCCGCAACAAAUGAUCUAGUCGAUCGAGCUCAAUUUCAUAGAGCAAACGAUCCGACAGAUCUAGCUCGAUUGACAAAAGCAAACAGCUCGUCAAAUCAAGCUCUAUCCCAUCCAAUUUCAACUAACCGGAUUCUGUCGAUCCGCGAAACCUUUUGGACCGGAAUCUUUCGAAAGGUUCCAGAUAUCGACAAAGUAAUCAGGGAGACACAACAAACUCCCUUCUCAUCCAGGAUCGCUAACACCUGUCUGCGCGAUACUUACAAGCUACGUAUCCCAAAAUACUCUGCUGAUUUCGGCAUUCGUAAACCAAUAUUCGAUCUUCAUCGAAUCAGAAGUUUCGGAGCCGAUCUCUGGAAGCUUUCUCAAGCUCCAAACGAAUCACUUCGAUCUUAUGUCAAUAGAUUCAAAAAAAUCAUUGCUAAGAUCGAAAACCCUAACGAGGCAGUAGCUCUACUAGCCUUCCAAAACAACCUGUGGUACAAAUCAAAAUUCAGAGAAGAACUAAUCGUUCGACCUCCUGUAUCACUCGACGAUGCACUUCGCUGCGCGUCAACCUUUGCAACUUUUGAAGAGGAGAUCAAUCUCCUCCUAGAAAGACAUCGCAAAGAAGGAUUACCGCAACACUCUCUUUCAUUCGCGAACUCAAUUCUCAAACCGAACUCGAGUUCCGAUUUAGAGAAGUUCUGCGAACAUCACCAAAUCUACGACCAUUCCACCAACGAAUGCCGAGCUAGAGCUAAGGAAAUAGCUAAAAAUCAGAGAGCUGAAGCAAAGAUAGAAAAUCCAAUCAGCCCUCAUCUAAUGAUAACGACAAAGCACCCCGAAAAAGGGAACGCGAGCUCGGAAUCAUCUCCCAAGAAUCAUCUCUUUCACAUAAGAAGCAAUUCGACUCGACCCGGUGUUCAGAGAGCUCAGCUCACGCCGCAGCUCAAUGACCCUCGCGGUCACCCGCCCGCCCGCACCAAAAAGAUAGCGAGCUCUAGCUUAUGCAGAGCUCACAAUCUCGCGGGGGAGUUGAGCGUCUUAUUAGACAGCUAA